AUGGUCCACCGGAGUCUCGGGACUGAACGUCUAGGAGCCAUAAGCUCGAAGCCACCCAGAGAAACAAUAAUACGCAAAAUUAACCAGACCGAAGAACCGGAACUUCGGCUCCUGGGCUCAGUGCGCACCGCAGAAGGAUGGCGUCCCUCAAUCACCAUCUGGCACCCCAUAACUGCCCCAGUACGGAGUCAUCCGAAGACUGCUCUUGUCUACAUCGAUGAGCAGAAACAUGUGUCCAAGUUCUCGGCCUUUGGAACCUUCAUUGAACUGCGUCUCUUUUCUGCCCUGGAGAACUCCCUUCGCAAAUUGGACAUCCUAAAAAAUGGGCCAUUUGCUGUGACAUUGUUUCGUUCCCUUCGCGCGCGCAAAGCCAUCAAGCACGCUUUUCACUCCAAACCUAACGCGCAGUCUGACGGACACCCACGUCGAUAUCAGCCCCGCUCGUUGACUCAUUAUCGUCCUAUAUCCUCCCUGUCCUCCAUCAUCCUUGCACUGAUCAACCGCCACGUCAUCAAUCCCGAAAUACCCUGGGAUCUAUGCACGAGGAUCCUUGUUCGGUAG
Messenger RNA from Guyanagaster necrorhizus, 561 nucleotides. RefSeq lists its product as uncharacterized. Bases 1 to 561 code for a protein of 186 amino acids. NCBI's taxonomy places the organism in Eukaryota, Fungi, Basidiomycota, Agaricomycetes, Agaricales, Physalacriaceae. The record is from RefSeq and is a predicted model, not a curated record. The transcript is spliced from 5 exons.